Molecule: messenger RNA, 3718 nt
Organism: Salvelinus sp. IW2-2015
Lineage: Eukaryota; Metazoa; Chordata; Actinopteri; Salmoniformes; Salmonidae
Source: RefSeq, a predicted model, not a curated record
GGACCCAGAGCACAGUAGACUGGGUUGGUUGUUGUUCACAGGGAGAGGUAAUUCAGGCAUUGGAGGAGUGAAGGCAAAGUUCAUUUCCACACUCUGGCUGCACCCUGUCCUCACAUAGGACAGCUAACCUAGGGAGCAAGAGGCCAGCACUGGGAGAGAGGUGCCGUGUGUCUAUACACAUUUGACCAUACUUGUGAGUACCGCUUACUCUGUUUGGAUUGAGUGGACAGGUGGCAUCAGCCUAAAGUAAGCCCCUACUUGUCUCUGGAUCCUUGGCAUCGAUAAGGCUCAUCUCCUCUCCGGUUUACCUGACACCCUGACAUUUAAACCCCCCCAUCCAAUAUGGGUCUCCACCAAUCAGAGCUCCACUCCCUGUUCCUCUUCCCCCUCCACCUCAUGGUGUGGCUGUACUCCCUCCUUUCCUUCCUGCCUUGGUACUACCUCACCAGGGCUGGGGAGAAGAGAACCCAGGCCACACGGGUCAAGGCUCGCUCCACCUCCGGCCACUUCGAGGGGCCGUACCGCUGUGUAGACCGCUUCCAGAGCUUGGCCACAGAAGACUUCCCUGGGAAAGACACGCUGGACAAACUGUUCCAGCAAGCCAUACAGCGCUUUGGGGACUCUGACUGCCUAGGGACAAGAGAGGUACUGAGUGAGGAGAAUGAGCCCCAGCCCAGCGGAAAGGUCUUUAAGAAGCUGAUUCUGGGGAAGUACUGCUGGCUGUCCUACCAGCAGGUAGACUCUGUAGUAAGUUACAUGGGCAGUGGGUUGGCAGCACUGGGCCAGCAGCCUAAGAGUAUGGUUGCCAUCUUCUGUGAUACGAGAGCUGAGUGGAUGAUCUCUGCUCAGGCCUGCUUCAGAUACAACUUCCCAUUGGUGACGUUCUAUGCGACACUGGGAGAGGAGGCGGUGGUGUUUGGACUGAACGAGACGGGAGUCACACACCUCAUCACCAGCGCAGAACUACUGGAGACCAAACUGAAGGGUGUUCUCUCUCAGAUCCCCAAGCUGAAACACAUCAUCUCUGUAGACCAGAGGAGGGUCAGCACAGAGGGAUACCCACCUGGUCUCGCCAUCCACAGCAUGGCAUCAGUACAGGAGCUGGGGUCACAGCCUGACAACUUGGCUAGGCCGGUGGUGAGUCCUCAGCCAUCAGACCUGGCUGUAGUGAUGUACACCAGUGGUUCUACAGGCAGACCCAAAGGAGUCAUGGUCGUCCACAGCAACCUCACCGCUGGAAUGACCGGACAGUGUGAACGCAUCCCUGGCCUGGGGCCUAAAGACACCUACAUAGCCUACCUGCCUCUGGCCCAUGUUUUGGAAAUGACAGCAGAAAUCUCUUGCAUGGCGUACGGCUGUCCCAUCGGUUACUCCUCCCCUCAGACACUCUCUGACCAGUCCACUAAGAUAAAGAAAGGAAGUAGAGGAGACAGCUCUGUGCUGAAACCAACUCUAAUGGCUGCUGUACCGGAAAUUCUGGACCGCAUCAAUAAGAAUGUGAUGAGUAAGGUUGGGGAGAUGAGUUACAUUCAGAGGACGCUGUUCAACCUGGGAUAUAACUACAAACUGGAGCAGGUCAAGAGGGGUUACGAUGCUCCUCUCUGCAACGUGCUGCUGUUCAGUAAGGUGCGCAAGUUGCUGGGCGGCAGGGUGAGGCUGAUGUUGUCUGGAGGGGCUCCGCUUUCCUCUGCCACACAGAGGUUUAUGAACAUAUGUUUCUGCUGUCCUGUGGGCCAGGGGUACGGACUGACGGAAACCUGUGGAGCUGGCACCAUCACCGAGGUGGCAGACAACAGCACGGGUAGAGUUGGAGCUCCUGUCAUCUGCUGUGAGAUCCGACUCAGGGACUGGCUGGAGGGAGGCUACACCAAUCAGGACAAACCUCACCCCCGAGGGGAGAUUCUGAUUGGGGGGCCUAACAUCACUAUGGGUUACUAUAGGAACGAGAGUAAUGGCCAGGACUACUUUGUGGACGAGAAGGGUCAGAGGUGGUUCUGUACAGGAGACAUAGGAGAGAUCCACCCUGACGGAUGUCUGCAGAUAGUGGAUCGUAAGAAGGAUCUAGUGAAGCUCCAGGCUGGGGAAUACGUCUCUCUGGGGAAAGUAGAAGCUGCUCUGAAGAACUGCUCCCUCAUCGACAACAUCUGUGCUUACGCUAACAGUGAGCAGAACUAUGUGAUCAGUGUUGUGGUACCCAACCAGAAGAUGUUGACUGAGCUGGCUAGACAGAGGGGAGUGAAAGGGAGCUGGGAGGAGGUGUGCACCCACCCUGCCAUGGAGAAGGAGGUGCUGAAGGAGAUCAAAGAGGUGGCCACUUCAAUUAAACUCCAGAGGUUUGAGAUCCCAGUCAAGGUACACCUCAGCCCAGAGCCCUGGACCCCUGAGACAGGACUGGUGACUGAUGCCUUCAAGCUGAAGAGAAAAGAGUUAAAGAACCACUAUCUCCAACACAUAGAGAGGAUGUAUGGGAGGCCGUAAUGUAAUGACCUACAACUUCACCUAAUGCCCAUAGGCCUCUGGUCAAAAGUAGUGCACUAUAUAGGGAAUAGGGUUCCAGGCCUUGAGGUGCAGGGUGUGCAGGCUUUCGCUCAGCCCUGCUGUAACACAUUUGAUUUCAGCUAAUCAAGGUCUUGGUUACAAGCAGCCAAUUAGUUGAAUUUGGAGUUAGAGUAGGGCUGGAGCAAAAGCAUCCACACUGUGUAGCUGUUCGCUACUCCUGACCUAAGCCAAAGUCGCCAACGUUCUGCUGUUAGUUUGUAGCCUCAGUCGGUGCCAGUCAGGUUUCUGCUUCAGCUGACUUUGUCGUCUUGUAGCACCCUAUUCCCUAUGCCGUACACUGCUUCUGACCAGUCCUAUGUGCUCUGGUCAAAAGUAGUGCACUGUAAAGGGAAUAAUUUGGGAUGCAGCUCUAGUGUUUUCCAACAGAAACUGUUCGAUACCCAGGCUACUGUUCUGUGUGUGUAAAGAAUAUCCCUAUUAGACAGUAAUGUGCUGAUAAUGUACUUGUAAAAAAAACAUUGCACUCAAGCACGUCCAGUUCUGCCCUCAAUUGUUGUCAUUAGAAGACACUGAGUCUGAACUGUAGAUGGUCAAUUAUUUAUUGGGAAAUCAAACUUGAAGCUGAUCCAGCAUUUAUAGAAAUGUAUGUUUAUAGAAAAGUCCACUACUUUCACCGACAAACAAAUGGAACAUUAGGAAAGGGAAACAUUCUUAGUCAACGCUUACCUGCCAUUCCAGCCUAAGCUUUGUAACAGAUGUAUUUUUGAAUGUGUGUAUUUCUCAUGUUAUGUAGUUGAGAGUUCUGCUGCCCUCUAGUGGUAAAAUGGCAGUAUCGACAUUACUGUGCCUUUCCCUGCUCUCACUUCCCAGUGUCUGUUAAAUUUGGUUAUUUAUUUAGAAGCAUGUUAGCCAAGGUAUAUUGUAAGACUAAAUAAGCAUUGACUUUACCAAAUGUUUUGCUUUUGUUGCACCAAACGUCACUCAGGAAACAUAAAAUAGCUAUUUAAUAUUAUUUGGGCAGGAGGAUAGACUGCAUGGGCAAUAGCAAUUGAUGUUUUUACCUGAAUAGUCAAAACAAUGUUGUGAAAAUAUUAGUAUCCUCAUCAUAACAAAAAGGUCUGUAAUUAACAUUUGAGUCCAUUUCUUUCUCCAACUACUGUGUGAAAAAUGGUUACUUAUUCAGUUCUGGGGGUCACAUGCUUUAGAGGACAUUGGUGAA